Molecule: messenger RNA, 916 nt
Organism: Pipistrellus kuhlii (Kuhl's pipistrelle)
Lineage: Eukaryota; Metazoa; Chordata; Mammalia; Chiroptera; Vespertilionidae
Gene: FAM246C
Product: family with sequence similarity 246 member C
Source: RefSeq, a predicted model, not a curated record
CGGGUCCCAGCCUUGCCGGGGAUCUCCCGCCCCGGGCAGGAUCCCUGGAGGCCUCGGAUGUCCCCAUCGCGGUCCCGGGGGCAUCUCCGCCGUGUGCGGCUCGGGCCCCACGGUUGCUAGGCUGCGCCCUGGGGCUCCGGGAAGCAGGGCGCCGGUGCCACUGGCGCUGGCGGCUACAGCGCGGAUGGCGGCAGAGUCGGGGCGCCCGUGGGCACAGGCUAGCAGGGCGUACGGUGCCAGCCAGGCCCUACGGCGCGGCGCGGACCGCUGGCGGGCCCCCGGGCCCCAGCCCAACGGGCCGGGUCCCGAAGAAGCCCGCGCCCCCGGGCGCCUGGCCCGCCUUCGCGGCCAGCUGCGGGCGGAGGCGAAGGUGGAGGCGCGGGCCGGCGCUCCGCGGCUGCUGCGGCUGGUGGAGCGCGCGGGGGCGGCGGCCGGGGCCGGAGACCAGGGUGCCGGGGCCGGGGCGCGGGAGGACGCGCGCAGCCGGGGCUCCGUGUGCUCGGUGUGCGGGGAGCCGCGCGGCGGGGCCACCUACCCGGCGGGCGUCCUGGAGGUGAGCGAGCGGCGGCUGCAGGAGGGCCUGGCGGCCGUGCGCGCCGAGCUGGGCGCGGGGCUCGAGGCGCUGCGCGCGGAGCUGCGGGCCGAGCUGGAGGCCCUGCGCGCGCUGCUGCCGCCGCCGCCGCCCCCCGGCCGCCGCGAGCCCCGCGCCGCGCCCCGCGGCCCGGCCCUGCUGCGGGCGCUCGGCACCGUGAACGCCCUGGCCGCCAUCACCAGGCCCGCGGACACCGCCUCUGACAGAACCGUGAACGGCCCCACGAAUGGCCCCGCGAACCAGGCCCCUGCCCGGAAGAACCUGAAGAAGACGCCGCUGCCCCCCGGCCCGCAGGGUGGUGGGGAUUGAGGAGGGUGAGCUGGG